GUAUCCUAAUGUGGUUGGUGCAAUUGACUGUACGCACGUGCGGAUAAAAGCACCGUCCACGAAUGACUAUGCAUUUAUAAACCGCAAAAACUACCAUUCCAUCAAUGUACAAAUAAUUUGUGAUGCCAAACUGACCAUCCUUAACAUGGUGGCCCGGUGGCCAGGCGGCACACACGAUUCCUUUAUUUUACAGAACAGCAGUGUUGGCAUCAAGUUACGGGACGGCGCACUGCAGGGACGUAGUCAUUUACUUGGAGAUAAAGGUUAUCCCCUCACGGAAUACCUGGUUACCCCACUGGCAAACCCUGCAACAGAACAGGAACGCAGGUUCAACACUGCGCACAUACGCACACGAUCCACAGUAGAGCGCUGCAUUGGACUGCUUAAAGGCAGAUGGCUCUGUCUUGGUUCCGCGGGGGGAGCGCUACUGUACUCACCACAGAAAAGCUGCGACAUAAUCCUUGCCAGUGGGGUUCUACACAACAUCGCUCAGGGUAACGGGGUACCAGAUGAUGUUCAGAUGCUGCUGGAGGAGCGAAUGCCUAGAGAGCCAUGGCUAGCACAACCGCAUAUGAGGGCAGUACAGAGACGCCAGGAACUCGUUGAUCGUUUCUAAAUGCAAUUUUGUUUAAGUACUCAUUCAUUCUGAUAAAAAAAAACACAAAGAACGCUUUAAUAAUUCUUAUUUUUGAGAUUUCGUUUUUAGAUUCUCGUUUAUUUGCUUUAAAGUUUCAUUUAUUGCAAUUAAUGAAUGAUUUAUCGCUGUUAUUCCCUGGAUUAUUUCUGUUUGUUUCGCCAGGACCUCGGCUGUCACAACCCACGGUUGUCGUGGUCUUUGGGUGGAGAACGAAUGUGCGGUGUGACAGCUCGAGGUUGGCUGGCUUUGUGCGGCAGGCUCCAGGCUGGUUU
Messenger RNA from Labeo rohita (rohu), 909 nucleotides. Its product is annotated as putative nuclease HARBI1. The transcript has 2 exons. The record is from RefSeq and is a predicted model, not a curated record. Bases 146 to 616 code for a protein of 156 amino acids. Lineage: Eukaryota; Metazoa; Chordata; Actinopteri; Cypriniformes; Cyprinidae.